Messenger RNA from Beauveria bassiana ARSEF 2860, 1473 nucleotides. Its product is annotated as Cytochrome P450 CYP623C1. The transcript has 2 exons. Gene Ontology annotation, molecular function: monooxygenase activity; heme binding; oxidoreductase activity, acting on paired donors, with incorporation or reduction of molecular oxygen. Lineage: Eukaryota; Fungi; Ascomycota; Sordariomycetes; Hypocreales; Cordycipitaceae. The record is from RefSeq and is a predicted model, not a curated record. Bases 1 to 1473 code for a protein of 490 amino acids.
AUGGCGCUUUCCGAGGUAUUAUCCAUGGUAGCCCAGCUUGGCUACUACGAAAAAGUGACGGGCAUUCUGGGAGUCUAUGCCAAAAAGGGCAAAGCGGUUCUAGUUCCCUCCAUGGGUGUUCACACUGCCAUGAUCAUGCCCGAGAGUGCAAUGAAUUGGGCCAUGUCGCAGCCCGACGACUCGCUGAGCAUCAAAAAGGCAUUCUCAGAGCUCAAUCAAACCAAGUACAGCCUUGGCCAUAGCAGAUACUGGGAGGACCCGUGGCAGCUCGAUCUCGUCAAGGCCCAUCUAAGCUCCAUCCUGCAAAAUCUUAUCCCCCAGCUGAAUGAAGAGCUAGCUGCCGCUUUUUCAAAACACCUGGGAACUGAUGCGGAGAAUUGGAAAGAGAUUGAGCUGGAAGUCAUCAUGAGGAGGGUUAUUGCCCAGGCAACAAGCCGAUUUAUUGUCGGCCUGCCGCUUUGCCGAGACGAUGGCUAUCUUGAUCUCUCUUACAAGGUCAUUCUCGGCAUGGUGACUACAAUCUGGGCUACCCUCCCAUUUCCCGACUUGAUCCGCGCAGUAACUGGACCUCUAGCCAGCUGGCAGACACGUCGCAAUAUUUCGAGGAUUCAAGAGCACCUCGAGCCUCUGUACCAAGAGCGCAUCUCCAUCCUCGAAAGCAGAGACGGCCAGAAAAGCGACCCGGGGCCACAGGACCUCUUCAUGAUGAUGCUUCGCUUCGCCCAAAAAAAGCGCCCAGACGAGUAUGCCAACCUCGGCAUCAUGACGCGACGCGUGUGCGCGGCCAACUUUGUCGCGAUGCACCAGUCCACCGUUUCCGUGACAAAUCUCAUCCUCAACAUCAUCGGCUCAGACGCCGAAUUCAACACCAUAGCCACACUUCGAGAUGAAAUCACCCAAGUCAUGAGAGGUACAGACGCAAAAGGCUGCUGGACCAAGGAUACGUUUACGCGCAUGAGGAAAUGCGACAGCGUCGCGCGUGAAGCGAUGCGUCUCAACUUUCCCCUGGGCACGCGCGGCUCCAUGCGCACCGUCCUAAAGGACGGCCUCGAGAGCCCCGAAGGCAUCAAGCUCCAAAAGGGAACCACCAUAUCCUGGCUGGCCUCUUGCGCACAGGUCGACGCCGACCGGUUCGACAAUCCGCAAAAGUUUGACCCCUUUCGCUUUUCGAGAGCGUCCAAAGACGACGACGACGACGACGACGACGACGGCAGGAGUACUAGUAGUCAUACCAAGGAUGCUUUUGUCACGACUUCGCCGCAGUACUUGCCCUUUGGCCAUGGAAAACACGCCUGCCCGGGAAGGUUCAUGGUCGAUUUGAUGUUCAAGAUUAUCCUGGCCCAGCUUCUGACACACUACGACCUUGGCUGGCCGGAGGAUUACCAGGGCAAGCAGCCGCCCAGUGUUUGGCAGGGGGAAUUAUCCGAGCCUCCUCCUGGCGCGCGUAUUCUGGUCAAGAGGCGCAAAGUUUAG